AUGAUUGAACACUAAAAGAAAACAAACAACAUCCGAUUGUUUUCGAUCAGCGGCGUUUCCAGAGCUCAGAGCAUCAACAUUAACUCGAAACUCGCCUUGAACACUGUUCCGCGUUUUUCUCCUAACUAAUCAAUACACUACUCCCCUAUUAUUAACUUUGCAUCAUGGGCCGUCGAAAGAGUAAGAGGAAACCUCCAUCAAAGAGGAAGGCGAUUAUGCCUUUGGACACACAAUUUAACUGCCCCUUUUGCAAUCACGAAAUGUCUUGCGAAGUUAAAAUGGACAAGGCCAGAAACACAGCUCGAAUAUCAUGCCGGGUUUGUAUGGAAGACUAUCAGACCACCAUCACUUUCCUCUCUGAACCAGUUGAUGUGUACAAUGAUUGGAUUGACGCUUGUGAAACUGCGAACUGAUCUCCGGAUGUCCGUAUUCCAAAUUUAUCAAUCUGUAUAAUAUUCAUUUUAAUGAUUUAAGAGAAAACUUAAUAGCUUAUAAAAUAACAUUUUCUAAUAUGCAGUAAGAAAAUAGCCCAAAAUAAUGUGACAGUUAAGAA
Messenger RNA from Cloeon dipterum, 553 nucleotides. Its product is annotated as transcription elongation factor 1 homolog. Gene Ontology annotation, cellular component: transcription elongation factor complex. Gene Ontology annotation, biological process: transcription elongation by RNA polymerase II. The coding region runs from base 165 to 413 and encodes 82 amino acids. Lineage: Eukaryota; Metazoa; Arthropoda; Insecta; Ephemeroptera; Baetidae. Gene Ontology annotation, molecular function: RNA polymerase II complex binding. The transcript has 3 exons. The record is from RefSeq and is a predicted model, not a curated record.